Spodoptera littoralis (African cotton leafworm) is the source of this 369-nucleotide messenger RNA. The record is from the annotation of a GenBank genome assembly. NCBI's taxonomy places the organism in Eukaryota, Metazoa, Arthropoda, Insecta, Lepidoptera, Noctuidae.
AUGGCUGAAGAAAUCCAAAAAAAGAUGCAGAAAGAAUUGGAAGUUUUGGGUAGUAUACAGAAAGAGUUCCGUAAGGCGGUCGCCCAGAAGCAACAAUUAGAUAGCCAGUUAAAUGAAAACAAGGCUGUAAAAGAGGAAUUACUGCUUUUAAAGAAAGAUGCUGAGGUAUACAAAUUGAUUGGACCCGUUUUAGUGAAGCAAGAUUUAGAAGAGGCUACUCAAAAUGUAACGAAACGAAUGGAGUACAUCAGUAAAGAGAUUAAAAGAGCAGACGACCAUAUAUCCGCUUUAGAAAACAAGCAAGAAGCCUUACAAGAAAACUUAACAAAGCUUAAGACCAAUCUUAAUAAAAUAAAAGCGAAGGCUUGA